Papaver somniferum (opium poppy) is the source of this 760-nucleotide messenger RNA. RefSeq names its product monothiol glutaredoxin-S7-like. The coding region runs from base 101 to 397 and encodes 98 amino acids. The record is from RefSeq and is a predicted model, not a curated record. The transcript has a single exon. NCBI's taxonomy places the organism in Eukaryota, Viridiplantae, Streptophyta, Magnoliopsida, Ranunculales, Papaveraceae.
CCCAAGCUUCUUCUACUUACAAGCAAAACUUCAUAACAAGCUUUGAAUAUCCUCCAAGGUAGUAGAUAAACUUCCUUAGAUCACACAUUUUCAAUUUAUAAUGGAGAGAGUAACAAGAUUGGCAUCACAAAGAGCUGUAGUGAUCUUUAGCAAGAGUACAUGUUGUAUGAGUCAUACUAUCAAGACCCUUUUCUAUGAUCUCGGAGUAAACCCAACAGUUCAUGAACUCGAUGAAGAACCCAGAGCAGGAAAAGAAAUCGAGAAAGCACUUAUAAGGUUGGGAUGUAGUCCUUCGGUACCUGCCGUAUUUAUCGGUGGUGAGCUAGUUGGAGGAGCUAAUAAAGUUAUGACUCUUCAUCUCAGUAGCUCUCUCGUUCCAUUGCUGAAGCACUUAUAAAUAUCCUGAAUUUCUGUCAAAGUUGCAUUAUCUUCUGCUUUGAAGUCUACAUUAGCUCUUUGCAUAUAUUUGGCCCAUUAAGUGGCUAGUUCAGCUCCACGCCUUGAUCUUCCGUCUCCAGUGAUAGUGUCUUUGACAUUCCUUGCCCCCACAUAGGUACCUGCGUAAUUCAUUGCAAUUAGAACAAAGUUAGUGUAUGAUAAAUUAUCAGCGCUUGGCUCCAUGUAAAUAAAGCUCAUGUAGCUAAUGCUAAUGGUAACGCAAAUUUCUGUUUGUGGUUACUUUUUAGUCUGUCAAUUCUCUGCUGCUCAUCCCUUCUGUAAUAUAAAUUGUUCAGAAUGUGAGAUAGGUUAUGGAUGACCA